This is a messenger RNA of Daphnia carinata, 678 nucleotides long. Its product is annotated as complement C1q-like protein 4. Bases 14 to 655 code for a protein of 213 amino acids. Lineage: Eukaryota; Metazoa; Arthropoda; Branchiopoda; Diplostraca; Daphniidae. Gene Ontology annotation, molecular function: protein binding. The record is from RefSeq and is a predicted model, not a curated record. The transcript is spliced from 3 exons.
CCUAACAACCGAUAUGGCUGGACAAAAGAUAAAGCUGAAUGAUUUAACCAGAAACUUGGCUAUGAGUACCACCCCAACGACGAUGGGCAAGGUGCCCAGUUCUUGCGCCGACCUCAAGUCAUUGGGUUACCAAAAGAGCGGCAUCUUUUCCUUCAUGGGAAACAAGCAGGUGGAAAGCGUCUACUGCGACUUCACGAAACCCAACGACGAUGCAGCUUUCGAGACAUGGAUUGGCAUCGUCGACACGAAAACCAAACGUGUUUACUUCCACGCUCAACGAAAUUCUAAAUUCGACGCACUUAACAUCAUUCCAUUUGAGAAAUUACGGACGAACGUGGGUGAAGCCAUGGAACUAACGGGAAUCUUCACCGCUCCCGUCCCGGGAACAUAUUUCUUUGCUUAUUCGGGUGUAAGCUUUGCAACUAGCCAAGCGCGGGUCGAUUUGGAGACGAAGGUGGCGCCAGAUGGCGACUGGUUCAGAGUUGGAGAAGCUUAUGCCACUGACGGCAACUACGAGACCUACUCUCUCCAGUCAACGUUACGCCUGAGCAAAGGCGACCAAAUCAGACUCAAAUUGUCGGAAGGCAAGCUCCACGAGGACGCAGCCUAUCAUUUUACAAAUUUUGUUGGUUUACUACUCGACGAGGAUCUGUAGCAAGAUCAUGUUGAUAUUUACAA